Messenger RNA from Lactuca virosa, 1443 nucleotides. The record is from the annotation of a GenBank genome assembly. Lineage: Eukaryota; Viridiplantae; Streptophyta; Magnoliopsida; Asterales; Asteraceae.
AUGGACUCAGAACAAAUUUUCAGCUACAGAACAACCGGUCAAACCUCAUCAUACCCACAAACUCCCCCAAUUCCCACAAAACUAAUCAAUUCCCUAAAAUUCGAAUCAAGAAACUCCCCAAAAUCCCCAUUUUUAACACCUUUCGAUUCAGAAACAUUCACCGCAUUAAGCGACAACAGCCCUUCUUCCGUUGAAGAUUGCACCUCUUUUAACCACAGUGGCACUGCUUACAUGAAAAAUGCUCUUCACGAUAUAGAAACCACCCUAAUGGCUCCAGAUGAUGACGUCACCAUGCCCAUGACCUGUAUGGGUCAACCCGGAUCCAAUCUAAACAACUUGCUUAUCGCAUGUGCAAGUGCUUUAGCAAGCAACAAGCCUGACGAAUUUGAAAAAUUAGUGGAACAAGCAAGGGCAUUUGUGUCAAUUAGCGGCGACCCAAUUCAACGACUAGGCGCGUAUAUAGUCGAAGGGUUGGUAGCAAGAAAGGAAUGUUCAGGGAACAAUAUUUAUCGGGCUUUAAGGUGUAAAGAACCCGAAGGUAAAGAAUUACUUUCCUACAUGCAUAUUUUAUACGAAAUUUGCCCGUAUUUGAAAUUCGGGUAUAUGGCUGCAAACGGGGCAAUAGCCGAAGCGGUUAGAACUGAAGACCGUAUCCACAUCAUUGACUUCCAAAUAGCCCAAGGCACCCAAUGGAUGACCCUUUUACAAGCCCUAGCGGCCCGGCCCGGUGGGCCCCCACACGUGCGUAUCACCGGAAUCGACGAUCCCGUUUCCCGAUACGCACGUGGCGAUUCUCUGGAAUUGGUCGGGAAACGGUUGGAAUCGGUUUCCCAAAAGUUCAAAAUCCCAAUCGAGUUUAAUCCGAUUCAAGUAUUCGCACCGUUUGUGACUAAAGAAAUGCUCGAUGUGAGGCCCGGUGAGGCUCUCGCAGUCAAUUUUGCCCUUCAAUUGCAUCACAUGGCGGAUGAGAGCGUUGACUUGUCAAACCCUAGAGACGAGAGGUUAAGAAUGGUGAAAUCUUUGAACCCGAAGGUUGUAACGUUAGUUGAACAAGAAUCGAAUACGAAUACUGCGGCGUUCUUUCCAAGAUUCUUGGAGGUUUUGGACUAUUACACUGCGAUGUUUGAAAGUAUGGAUGUGACGUUACCGAUCGAUAGGAAAAAGAGGAUUAAGGUUGAACAACAUUGUUUGGCGCGAGAUAUUGUGAAUAUUAUUGCGUGUGAAGGUAAGGAAAGAGUGGAAAGACAUGAGUUGCUUAUGAAGUGGAGGUCGAGGUUUAUGAUGGCGGGAUUUACGCAGUGUUCGUUGAGUCCGUAUGUGAAUUCGGUUAUUAGGAAUCUUUUGAAGCGUUAUUCAGAGAAUUAUACGUUGGUUGAAAAAGAUGGAGCUAUGUUGUUGGGGUGGAAAGAGAGGAAUCUUAUUUCGGCAUCUGCAUGGCAUUGA